Molecule: messenger RNA, 4503 nt
Organism: Clupea harengus (Atlantic herring)
Lineage: Eukaryota; Metazoa; Chordata; Actinopteri; Clupeiformes; Clupeidae
Gene: large2
Product: LARGE xylosyl- and glucuronyltransferase 2
Biological process (GO): protein O-linked glycosylation via mannose
Cellular component (GO): Golgi apparatus
Molecular function (GO): xylosyltransferase activity; glucuronosyltransferase activity
Source: RefSeq, a predicted model, not a curated record
GUGGGCUGGACAGCGUGGGGGGAGGGGCCCCGGCUCUGCUGUGGUAGUCCCUCUCAGCAACUGGGAACAGAGCAUGCCGAGACACAGACAGUAGCCUAGCCUGGGAGCAGGAGAGAGGCACAGAGAGAGAGAGAGAGAAAGAGAGAGUGAGAGAGAGAGUGUGAGAGAGAGGUAAACAGUCACAGCAGGACUGCACUGGAAAGCAUAAACAAGGACUGUUCUCCCUUUUCUCUCUCUCUUUUGAGUUCUGCCUGUGCGUACCUCUGUGUGUGUGUGUGUGUGUGCGUGUGAGUGUGUGUGUGCGCACACCACACUCGUAACGGUGGAGAGUUGCUGUGCAGGGUGUGUGGGAGUGCACACUCCUGACAGUAGUUGUGGGGGAAACCCGCCUACAGCGCUCGAGGUUUAGGAUCGGAGAUCUGGGUGCUCUGUGAGCCCUUCUUUCAGCUUGCUACUGAGUGUGUGAAUGUGUGCGCGUGUGCUUUUCUGCUCGCGCUUGUUCCCGGUGUUUGACAAUGAGAUUAGACCUGCGCAGUGAUUUUUCAGGAGGAGUUCUCUCGUCGCUCUCGCGCCAGAGCCGAUCUCCUGCGUGCUGUUGAGCUGCACCUGGAGCGCGCACCUGGCUGUGAGCCUUCCAUGCCAACAAGCGAAGUGGAUGAAAACAACACCAAACCAAAACACAAACAUUUUUGACUCCUUUACCUCACGGAUAUUUUUGCUUUUUUUUCUCUCCUGCCAAAACGAAAAUUGAUUUUGUCCCUGGACUUCACUGGAGUGAAGACUACAUUGCAACUGGAGAAGAAACACCAACUGACCACAUGAGAGGCUUAGAGGGCAGAGGGGCUUAUCACUGACCUUCCACCUUCUACCGAGAUCCGAACAAAUUACUUUUCCCCUGCCUUCCCUUCUUUCAUCUGCUGACUUUCAGGAGGCGUCCUGAUGAGAGGAUGCUGCAGAGAGCCAGCGUGAGACCAAACCCGACGUGAACGCUGACCCCCCUCCCCUCAUCCUCCCCUUCCUCCACCUUCCACCCGUCCGCCUCACGUACUCCCCCCUCCCCACCACCGUCCCAGCAUGCACUGCCCGUGCCGAGGGAAGCUGAAGCUCCUGGUGUUGUCUCUGAGCUCUGUGAUUCUGCUGACAUGGCUGUACCUGCUGGUGGGCAACCUGGAGAACGGGCGUUCCCUUCUCCUCUCCCCCUGCCUGGUGGAGUCUACGGAGGCCCGGCUGCUGGAGCGGGAGGAUCUGGAGUCACGCGUCCGAGAAGUGGAGGAGGAGAACCGGAAGAUCCGUCUCCAGCUCAGCCAAUCGCAAGGCCUGGCCGCGCAGCCUCCCGAGGGUAACUAUGGGAACCAGCAGUGGGUGGCGUCAGCCGACACGGGUCCGGAGGACGUGGAGAACACGGCCGAGGAGAGAGCUAAUCAUAGCGACUGCUCCCGAUCACCCACGGUGGAGAAGUGUGAGCUGAUCCAUGUGGCGUGUGUGUGUGCAGGACACAAUGCUAGCCGGGAUGUCGUCACCCUUGUCAAAUCUAUCCUGUUCCAUAGGAGGAACCCUCUGCACUUUCACUUUAUCACAGAUACAGUGGCCCAUCAGAUCCUGAGCGCCUUGUUCCAGUCCUGGAUGGUUCCGUCCGUGCAAGUUAGCUUCUAUGAUGCAGAUGAACUCAAGUCUGAGGUAUCCUGGAUACCAAACAAACACUAUUCAGGAAUUUAUGGCCUGAUGAAGCUGACCCUUACCAAAGCCCUGCCCUCCGACCUCUCCAAGGUCAUUGUCUUGGAUACGGACAUCACCUUUGCCACUGAUAUAGCAGAACUGUGGUCCAUCUUUAGGAGGUUCACAGAGAAGCAGGUGAUUGGACUAGUGGAGAACCAGAGUGAUUGGUACCUGGGCAACCUGUGGAAAAAUCACAAGCCAUGGCCUGCGCUAGGGAGAGGCUUCAACACAGGAGUAAUUCUGCUGUAUUUGGAAAAGCUCCGUCGGAUGGGCUGGGAGCAGAUGUGGCGUCUGACAGCCGAGCGUGAGCUAAUGAACAUGCUCUCCACCUCGCUGGCCGACCAGGACAUCUUUAAUGCCUUCAUAAAGCAGAACCCCGUCCUGGUGCACCAGCUGCCUUGCUUCUGGAACGUGCAGCUGUCGGACCACACGCGGUCUGAGCAGUGCUACACCGAGGUGUCUGAUCUGAAGGUGAUCCACUGGAACUCCCCCAAGAAGCUGCGAGUGAAGAACAAACAUGUGGAAUUUUUCCGCAACCUUUACCUGACGUUCCUGGAGUACGAUGGGAAUCUUCUUCGACGGGAGCUCUUUGGUUGCCCCAGCCAGGCCACCUCUGAGAUCACACAGCUUCAAGGAGCUUUGGAGGAGCUUGAUGAGGAUGACCAGUGCUAUGAGUUCCGACGAGAGCGAAUCACAUUGCACCGAGUUCACCUCUACUUCCUGCAGUAUGAAUACACACCAACCAAUGAUAACACUGAUGUGACUCUGGUUGCCCAGCUUUCCAUGGACAGACUUCAAAUGCUUGAGGCGAUUUGUAAGCACUGGGAGGGCCCCAUUAGUUUGGCUCUCUACAUGUCUGAUGCCGAGGCGCAGCAGUUCUUACGCUACGCCCAGGCCUCCGAGGUGCUCAAGAACCGCAAGAACGUUGGCUACCACAUCGUCUACAAAGAGGGCCAGUUCUACCCGGUUAACCUGGUCCGCAAUGUGGCCCUGCGCAAUGCCAACACACCGUAUGUGUUUCUGACUGAUGUGGACUUCCUACCCAUGUAUGGCCUCUAUGAAUACCUCAGAAAAUCUAUUGUUCAGUUGGACAUGGCCAACACUAAGAAGGCUCUGGUGGUGCCGGCCUUUGAGACUCUGCGGUAUCGCCUCUCCUUUCCCAAAUCCAAAGCUGAGCUUCUCUCCAUGCUGGACAUGGGGACCCUUUACACCUUCAGGUACCACGUUUGGACCAAAGGCCAUGCUCCAACUAACUAUGCCAAAUGGCGGACCGCCACCACACCUUACAAGGUAGACUGGGAACCAGAUUUUGAGCCCUAUGUGGUCGUCCGAAGAGACUGUCCAGAGUAUGAUCAGAGAUUCGUGGGCUUUGGCUGGAACAAAGUGUCACACAUUAUGGAACUUGAUGCCCAGGAAUAUGACUUGGUCGUAUUACCAAAUGCCUACAUGAUCCACAUGCCCCACGCUCCAAGUUUUGACAUUUCAAAGUUCCGAUCCAGUCCAAGUUACCGGUACUGUCUGACCACGCUCAAGGACGAGUUCCACCAAGACCUUUCAAGAAAGUAUGGCUCUGCUGCGCUUAAGUACCUCACAGCCCAGAGAAACAUCUGAAAUCAGCCCCUUAUGUACCUCACCACGUAAAGGGACACAAGCCAGUCCCAGAAGGCCCCUUGGUUCAAAUGCUGCUCCGAGACAGAUUGGUGUCCAGACAUGGGACAUUGCUGACUGGAAUCACCCCAUCGACUGAGUGAUCAAGUGAAUGACGGUGCAGGUUGUAGGUGUUAUUUAUGUUGAGUUUUGAAAGAGUUUAAAGAUAUCACGCAACCUUAACAUGCCCUAAAAUCACAUUUAUGGAUUGAACUCAUAAAAGGACAAUUAUAUGCUUUUAUUUUUAAAGCAGUGGUCAAAGAGUUAUAUAAACAAGAGAAGAUUAACACUAUGUGUGGCCAACCACAUUCUAUUAAAGAAGGAGACAAUGAAUUCAAUCAAGACAAGACAUCGCUGACAAUCAAUCAGGGCUUUUUCCAUUGAAAUGCGGCUCCAACCCAGCUAGAUCCGAUGGUGAAGACCGGGCUGGAUCUGAUGGAGAAGACCCAGCUAGAUCCGAUGGUGAAGACCCAGCUAGAUCUGAUGGUGAAGACCGGGCUGGAUCUGAUGGAGAAGACCCAGCUAGAUCUGAUGGUGAAGACCGGGCUGGAUCUGUUGGUGAAGACCCAGUAUCAGGCAAUAUAUUGGUUCUUAGGUAUGAAGCUGUGGACAAAUGAACUAAAGUUUCCUCGGAUUCUACUGAUUGACUUCUCAGUGAAAGAGGCCAGUAGGACAGAAGAAAUGUUUAAGCCUUACUUUCUCAAUAUUUAAAAUAUUUAAAGCAGCUUUUGUUUUUGUUUUGGGUGUACAUGAUCAAUGAAAAAAAAAAGAAAUAUAUGUUUUGAUUAAGGUGUUUGAAAAUCACAGUUUUCUUUUAAUUUCAACAUUUUAAGCCCGUUGCAGGAAAGAAUAUGUUUUUCUCCUGAAGAGAAUCAAUGCUUGUUGAGGUUCCCUGAUAGACUCUAAAGACUGCUGCUGGUACACUCUUCUAUUAAGUAAAACUGGCAUGUCUAAUCAUCUGGGAACAUUUAAUAUUAUUGUCAUUUACUUACCGCUGCUGGCACUGCUGCGUUGCAUAUCAAGGCAUGCUUACCACCCUACCCAAUAUCAUAGUGCUUCUGACAAGGCUUAUGUCUCUCAUAGUUGCUUUCGUCCUCUUGUCCCUCCUCUCUGUGGAGGUCAAUGUCUGGCACACUUCUG